This is a messenger RNA of Orycteropus afer afer, 1011 nucleotides long. The record is from RefSeq and is a predicted model, not a curated record. Lineage: Eukaryota; Metazoa; Chordata; Mammalia; Tubulidentata; Orycteropodidae.
AUGUCCGAGCUUUGCUCUCCUGCCAUGCGGGUGCUGGCCCACGGAGUGUGGGCUCCACACGCGGGGCUUGGGGCCCUGCUGGGGAGCUGUGCUCUGGGGCGCGGCCUCCUUUUGGGCCGUCCCCGCGGCCUGCACGGCUCCCCGGUCUCCUGCGGCAACAAGAACCUGCUCAAGAAAUUCGCUUCGAAAACCAAGUUCCUAUUUAACAUUACUUACAGACCGUCUAAGUUGGAGUUCCUCAUGAAGAAUACCUCAGGGAAAACCAAGAAGGAAGACCAUGUACGCCUACGGGCCUUAAAUGGCCUUCUCUACAAAGCGCUGACAGAUUUGCUGUGCUCCUCUGAAGUAAGCCAGGAGGUCUGCGACCUGAAUGUGGAACUCUCCAAGGUGUCUCUGACUUCAGAUUUCUCAGCCUGCCGCGUGUACUGGAGGACGUCUCUGUCUGCUGACCAGAACAGGCACACCAAAGCCGUCCUACAGAAGAGUGCCGCCCACAUGAGGCACCUUCUGAUGGCCCAGCAGACCCUGUGCAAUGUGCCGCCCAUUGUGUUUGUUCAGGACAGAGGGAAUGAAGCUCUGGCUGAGGUUGAUCGGUUGCUGGCAGUUGCCGACUUUGGGCCCUCCGAUGGAAAAGAAGACUUGGUACCAAAUGAUGCCAAGGAGCUCCUGGACCAGCCUCAUAUGUUCCCACGUCUGUGUGGGAUUGACCAUGAGGCGCUCAACAAACAAAUCAUGGAAUACAAGAGGAAGAGGGAGAAGGGGUUGGCAAGCAUGAGCCCGGGGCAGCCUGGAGUACAGGAGCAGCUGGCUGAGCUGGCGAGGCAGAUGAAGAGGAAAAAGAAGCAAGCAAAGCCCCCCAUCCAUGAUGUCUCCCCCAAGAGCUUCCUGUUGGACCAGGAGAGCGAGGAUAGUGUGGACGAUGAGGACCACACAUGGCUUGAGGAGGGUGCCCCGGAGUGUGGAGGCCUGGAGGUGGAGACAGGCAUCCACAGGCAGGGCUCCGGAGAGUGA